Molecule: messenger RNA, 1086 nt
Organism: Arvicola amphibius (Eurasian water vole)
Lineage: Eukaryota; Metazoa; Chordata; Mammalia; Rodentia; Cricetidae
Gene: Lsamp
Product: limbic system associated membrane protein
Exons: 9
Coding region: 1-1086 (361 amino acids)
Biological process (GO): homophilic cell-cell adhesion
Cellular component (GO): plasma membrane; neuron projection
Source: RefSeq, a predicted model, not a curated record
AUGGUCGGGAGAGUUCAGCCCGAUCGGAAACAGUUGCCGCUGGUCCUACUGAGACUGCUCUGCCUUCUUCCCACAGGACUGCCCGUUCGCAGCGUGGAUUUUAACCGAGGCACGGACAACAUCACCGUGAGGCAGGGGGACACAGCCAUCCUCAGAUGUGUGGUAGAAGACAAAAACUCGAAAGUGGCCUGGUUGAACCGUUCUGGCAUCAUCUUCGCUGGACAUGACAAGUGGUCUCUGGAUCCUCGGGUUGAGUUGGAGAAACGCCAUUCUCUGGAAUAUAGCCUCCGAAUCCAGAAGGUGGAUGUCUAUGAUGAGGGAUCCUACACAUGCUCGGUUCAGACACAGCAUGAGCCCAAGACCUCCCAAGUUUACUUGAUCGUGCAAGUCCCACCAAAGAUCUCCAACAUCUCCUCGGAUGUCACUGUGAAUGAGGGCAGCAAUGUAACCCUGGUCUGCAUGGCCAAUGGACGCCCUGAACCUGUUAUCACCUGGAGACACCUUACACCAACUGGAAGAGAAUUUGAAGGAGAAGAAGAAUAUCUGGAGAUCCUCGGCAUCACUAGGGAGCAGUCAGGCAAAUACGAGUGCAAGGCUGCCAAUGAGGUCUCCUCUGCGGACGUCAAACAAGUCAAGGUCACUGUGAACUAUCCACCCACUAUCACGGAGUCCAAGAGCAAUGAAGCCACCACAGGACGGCAAGCUUCCCUCAAAUGUGAGGCCUCAGCAGUGCCUGCGCCUGACUUUGAGUGGUACCGGGAUGACACCAGGAUAAACAGUGCAAAUGGCCUUGAGAUUAAGAGCACGGAGGGCCAGUCCUCCCUGACGGUGACCAAUGUCACUGAGGAGCACUAUGGCAACUACACCUGCGUGGCUGCCAACAAGCUGGGCGUCACCAAUGCCAGCCUAGUCCUUUUCAAGCGUGUUUUACCCACAGUCCCCCACCCCAUUCAAGAAAUUGGUACCACCGUGCACUUCAAGCAAAAAGGACCUGGGUCGGUGAGAGGAAUCAACGGAUCCAUCAGUCUGGCCGUACCACUGUGGCUGCUGGCAGCAUCUCUGCUCUGCCUUCUCAGCAAAUGUUAA